CUUGAGCCGAGCUAGCGAGUGACGUCAUAUGUCCCAUGGCGUCACAUUGACGUCUCGCAUACCAGUCGCUCUAUGUAGAGCGCAGACACAUAAAUGUGCUAUUAGACUUUCUCUCACAGAGCUCUCCACAUAAACAAAGCCACAUUGCAACUUCAUCACAGCGCAUCAUCAGCAUUAGUAACACGGACGCAGAAACGGAUCGCAGAAGUCCAGUGGUCAUGCACCGGAGUAUUUUUUGCUCUUUAGAAUAAAAAACGAAAAGUAAAACAAAUCUGUCACUACGUCCAGAACUACUGCUGUACUACUGUUACAACGAUUAUUUCAUGUUUAUGAUAAUUCCGAAGAUCUACAGGAAACUUUAAGGGGGCUAAUAUCACAUGUAAAGACGGAACCGCUACAGCAAGCAACCCCCGGUUCGAAAGAGCGCCCCCAGCCGAGCUCUGAGACCCGGCCGUCGGACAUUGUAACUACCGAGGCGUCUGUUGAAGCUGCCUCUUUCCAUCGCCUUUUACCAACUCCGCUGAGAAAACCGACCACAAUUCAGCGUGCAAAAUUUCAACCAGGUAAAUCUCAUCCAUGAUUGAGAUGAUAACUCAGUAUAAAGAGACAAACAUGUACGAAGGACCAGAGACAAUUCUGCUGCUCGAGGACUUGUGUUUUUGAUUUUAACUGAGCGUCAUUGCAGUGAGAAUGGGUUUGUCUAUUUGUUUUUUUGUUAAAUUACAUAUCUACACACAUAGACAUAGAAUUUUACCAAACAACAGGCCUCUUAAUCAUACAUUUAUCAUUUGCACACUGUAAUAAUUGGCAUUAAAUACAUUAUGAUACUUUUGAUUGCUAUGAUUUGUGUUUUUAAUUAUUCUGCUGGUUUAUUAUUUCAAUAACAGUAUUAUUUCAGUGCUUAAAAUAUAUGGGAAUUAUUACAUACAUGCGAUGGACACAUAACAUGCUUUAUUUUCAAUUGUCCCCCCAUGAAAUAAGUACUAUGUAUAAAUAUAAUUCUAAAGUAAUACGGAAAAACUUGUGAAAUUACUCAUGCAGGAUUUUUUUCAAAAACUAUAUAUACACAUACUCAGACACACACACAUUUAUUAUGAGAAAAUAUACUGGAAUAUACUGGAAUACAUAGUAACGGUUCACGGUGUAGUAUAAGACAGUGAUUUGUGAAACACACAUCAUGCAACAUUUUAUUGCAUUGAAAUGAAGAAUGAGGACAUCACAUCAACGUCCAUCCGGCUGAGGGAACGAGACGGGAGUCACGGAGGCAUUUUCUCCGAAAAAAUCCCAAACACGCGAGUGCCGCGACAGAGUUCAUAAAUAAACAGGUUACACUAGUACGGGAAUGCUGAGCAGUGGCAUGUAAAUGCUCUUUUUAAGUUUGGCUUUUCUUUUUUUCUCAAGGUGCCACUCCCUGGACUCGUUCCCACAACUACUUUUUAUCACAAUGACCUUAAUGGCUCCAUAGUGAUUGUGCGUUGAGUGUGUGUUUGUGUGCAUGGAAAUGCGUGUGCUGCCACGUGGUUUGCGCAAAUAUUUUUGUAUUUCGUUCAUUUUCAAUUUUUCGCUGGAAUUCCAUUGUGUUUGUUUUGACAAGUCAUCUUUUGUUUGGUAGAUGUAUGGCAUUCUGGGAAUGAACAAGCGCGCCCAAUUUUGGGACGGCUUCAUUUCAUCCACCUAAAAUGCACACCUCGAGAACUAACUGCAAUGACAUUAAGAACAGGAACAGUAAGUAAUAUGCCCUGUGUGCAGGCCCAAUAUGGCCCCGCCCCCCCCGGAUCCAGCUACACCAGUCAGACCUUCUACGACUACAGCUCUGAGCUCAUGAACCCGGACUACACCAAGCUGACCAUGGAGCUGGGUGGGGGGGAGAUCUCUGCGGCGGCCACCACCUCGCUGCCCAGUUUUAACGUCUUUGUGGACAGCAGCUACGAGCCAAAGUCCUCCUGCCUCUACCAGAUGCAGGGCCAGCGGUCCCUGAUCAAGAAGGAGGAAGACCCUUAUCCCGCACCCCCGCAGCUGUCUGAGGAUGCCAUUCCCAGCACCUCCAUGUACUUUAAACAGUCUCCGCCCUCCACGCCGACCACUCCUGGCUUGCCGGGCGCACCCAGCACCUCCUUCAUCUGGGAUGAUCCUCACAACCUCCCCCAGGUCCCGCCCAACUGCUCCCUGAUGGAUUCUGGUGCCCUGAAGUCCCCCCGUUUCCCGCCCUUCUUCGACCAUCCCCCCCCCCACGGCGGCUAUGAGCCGGUCCCGAGGCCGCCGCCUCCCUCGUCCUCCGCGUCGGCUGUGCAGCACCCCCCCGGACUGGAGCCGCACAUGUACCCGGUGCGCUUAGGCAAGCCGGGCAGCCUACACUUCCCACUGAGCAUGGGUCCCUGCACCCCCAUCCUUGGGGAGGGCACCAUGCCAUCGCCUCCUGGCCGUUCCGGUUCAGGGGAGGGUACCUGUGCCGUCUGCGGGGACAACGCCGCGUGCCAACACUAUGGCGUGCGCACCUGCGAGGGCUGCAAAGGCUUCUUCAAGAGAACCGUGCAGAAGAAUGCCAAGUACGUCUGUUUGGCCAGUAAAAACUGUCCGGUGGACAAAAGAAGACGCAACCGCUGCCAGUACUGCCGCUUUCAGAAAUGUCUGAGUGUGGGCAUGGUGAAGGAAGUGGUCCGGACAGACAACCUGAAAGGUCGAAGAGGUCGUCUGCCUUCCAAACCAAAGAGCCCCCUACAGCCGGAGCCAUCACCCCCCUCACCACCUAUCACUCUCCUCAAUGCCUUAGUGAGAGCCUACUCUCAGUCCACCCCCAGAGACCUGGACUACAGCCAGUUCAGUGCUGUGGACCAGCCGUCCGCCACUUCAGACGCCCAGCACAUCCAUCUCUUCUACCGGCUGCUGACCAGCUCCAUGGAGGUGACGAGAGCCUGGGCCGACCGCCUGCCUGGAUUCUCCGAUUUGCCGCGGGAGGACCAGACCCUGCUCAUUGACUCCGCCUUCCUCGAGCUCUUCGUGCUCCGGCUGGCCAACAGGUCCAUCGUGGCGGAGGACAAGUUUGUGUUUUGCAAUGGGCUGGUUCUGCACCGGUUCCAGUGCCUUCGUGGGUUCGGCGAGUGGCUGGACUCCAUCCGAGAUUUCUCAUCCCAUCUGCAGAACCUUAACCUGGACGUGUCUGCCUUUGCCUGCCUGGCUGCCCUGGUCAUGUUAACAGAACAAUGCCCGGGGCUGAAGGAACCAAAGAAAGUUGAGGAGAUCCAGAACAAGAUCAUCUGCUGCUUGAGGGAUCACCUGGGCUUCGGGGCUGGCGUGGCGAUCGGCGGGGCUGCCGCUGCGGCCAUGAAGCCCUCGGCGUCUCUGAGCAGGCUGCUCAGUCUGCGGUCAGAGCUGCGCUCCCAGCGCACCCAGGGCCUUCAGCGCAUCUUCUACCUAAAGCUGGAAGACCUGGUGCCGCCCCCUCCUGUCAUCGACAGGUUCCUGGACACCCUACCUUACUGACGGGGGCCCGCUGGCCGCAUGCAAAGCUCCUCCCCUCCACGCAGCGGAGAGCGCGCCCUGCUUUCUCUGUCCCGUGAAGACGUCCAUUGUUUCAGAGGCCUCCACGAUGCGCUGCGGCUGCGGAUUGGCAGAAGUUCUAGAUAUUCUAGAAUUUAGAACCUGAGGUUCUAGAGCCUCGGCACAGAGACAGUGAGAUUGCCACACAGCACAAAAGUCCUGGACUCCUGUAAAACUCCCUAACUGGGUUUACAUUUCUUACACAGAAGAAAAAACACACACUUUUGCACACACACAAAAAUCUGACUUUUCACUUUUCCUUUGUUUCUAUGUGAAGACGUGGGUAAUGUUUAUUUUCAAUCCAGAAAAGGACACUCUUCUCCGAGGUCUUUUCUUGCCAGAGUGGCUAGCAUAAUGUUUUUUGAUGGAGGUUAGUCCCUAGUCAUGUUUUGGAGAGAAAACCUCACUCCCGUUUGACACUAGGGGCGAGCGGGGAGCUCCACGGUCCAGUAAGAGUUGUAGCACAUUUGUGUGUAAAAUAACUAUCUGGAAAGUCUAUUUCAGGUUAUCAGCUCUAAGAAUUGGUGUCUUUUUUUUCCAAAAACUCCAGUCUGUGAACAUUUGUAUCGAAUUGUAUCUCAAACAAAGAGCCUUGCGUGUGGAUCCGUCUGGAGUAUUUUGUCAUAUAAAGAGUUUACCAGUGCACGGA
Brienomyrus brachyistius is the source of this 4186-nucleotide messenger RNA. It is a transcript of the gene nr4a3, whose product is annotated as nuclear receptor subfamily 4, group A, member 3. NCBI's taxonomy places the organism in Eukaryota, Metazoa, Chordata, Actinopteri, Osteoglossiformes, Mormyridae. The record is from RefSeq and is a predicted model, not a curated record. Bases 1705 to 3480 code for a protein of 591 amino acids. Gene Ontology annotation, cellular component: transcription regulator complex; nucleus. Gene Ontology annotation, molecular function: nuclear glucocorticoid receptor binding; zinc ion binding; nuclear receptor activity. Gene Ontology annotation, biological process: regulation of transcription by RNA polymerase II; cellular response to corticotropin-releasing hormone stimulus. The transcript has 9 exons.